Molecule: messenger RNA, 1653 nt
Organism: Candida dubliniensis CD36
Lineage: Eukaryota; Fungi; Ascomycota; Pichiomycetes; Serinales; Debaryomycetaceae
Exons: 1
Coding region: 1-1653 (550 amino acids)
Source: RefSeq, a predicted model, not a curated record
AUGCAAAACCAACCUUCAAAACAACUGGUAUAUCCACGAGACAGACUCUUAGGAGCUGAAAAUAGUGGCCAUUCUCACAAGAAAAUAUUACCAAAUACAGAUUAUAAGAAUGAACAUUAUGUUUCUGGACCUUCUGCAAGCACACAAGGAUUCAUUCCAAAUACAACGCAAUUACCAUUUGCUCUUCAAUAUCCAACCAUUUUAAGACAACCAGAUGGGGUUUCUUCAUCUAUUCCAGCACAGGUUCAACAAAGGCACAUUAAUAAUUCACUUCCAGUUUAUUCGCCCAACUUUAAUUUGCUCCAUUCAAAACAACCAUCACCUCCAGGACCAAACACAACAACUUUCCAAAAACAUAAAAACAACUCAAAAUCAAGCAAAGCAAAAAGUUCAGAAACAUUCAUUCCAGUACAAACAAAAGGUAACCCCAAACCAAAAAUCCAUAGAAUGAAAGAAAAUCAUACAACGGAGAAAAAUCUUGAAUCCUAUUCACUUUAUGAAAUUAGAAUUCUAUUCAAGAACAAAACUGGUCUCAAUGAUGUACACCUUGCACGGAAUAGAAUUGAGGACGCUCGAGAAAACCAGCUAUUAGGCUAUUUUAAUUGUUUAGUAGGAAAAGCCUUAGACGUUUUUGCCUCACUUGAAAUCUUUUCUCAAAUUUUCAUUGAACUUGCUUUAUUGGAUGACACACAAGUUAUAUUGAACGGUAUCUAUUGUUUGACAGAAUAUGAAUUAUCAAAAAGUGAUUUUACAAGAUGCAUCCAUUAUUAUCAAACAACAAUUGCAAUAAUUCACAAUCAGUCGCGAGACAAUAACCCAAGUAGAUCGUUGCAAUAUAGAUGUUUAAUGGCAAUGAUGUUGCUAUGUAUAUUUGAGAGCAAAUUCCCUCAAGUUGAGUCGUCUCAUUUGCAACAUUACAAGAACAUGUCAGUUGAAUUAUGUAAAAACCAACCAAGCAACGAAAUUGGGUUAGAUCCGAUUUUGGAUUGCUGUUUUUGGACAGUAUUAAGAACAAGCUUUUUGCAUUCACUGUUAGCUGGGCAAAACCUGUCACAGUUCAUACCUGAUUCAACAUUUUUCAACUUGCAAAAAGAUUUAUUGGGGUCAUCAACAUUUCAAGUUUCCAACGUGUGGCAUUACAAAAACGUAUUGGUCAAUCUAAUAAACAUAUGGAAUUUCACUUAUGAUAUAUCGUCAACUAACCAAAAAGGCCACAAAGUCUAUGAUUACUAUCAAUGGAAAAUCCAUAAAAUCGAUAUUCUAACGGAAAUACCAACCGCUUUACGUUCAGGAAUACAUCAACAAUCUUAUAACUUACCGUUUCCAAUAUUUUAUUAUCAUGAUGAGCUUAUCGCGGUUAUUAAUGUGCUACACCGGCUAGCUUUGUUAUUUUUACACGAAGGGUUAAGUCAAAGAGUAUCAACAGAGGAUAGAUUAAAAGAAAGUUUGUUGUUCCCACUAAAUUCCCCGUAUUUUGUCUCACAGGAAAUAAUUGGGAUAUUGAAGCCAUACGAAAAUAGUCCAUUUAUUAGCUCCGUCGGGUUGUUUGCGAUCAAGCAUGUUUGGAAAUAUUUGCAACAUGAUUCAAAUUUAACACCAUUCUUACGAGAUAUGUUUUCGGAUAUGUCUCUACGGUCUAAAAUACGUAUCUAA